Messenger RNA from Pangasianodon hypophthalmus (striped catfish), 3160 nucleotides. It is a transcript of the gene ca5a, whose product is annotated as carbonic anhydrase Va. Gene Ontology annotation, cellular component: mitochondrion; cytoplasm. Gene Ontology annotation, molecular function: carbonate dehydratase activity; zinc ion binding. The coding region runs from base 563 to 1399 and encodes 278 amino acids. Lineage: Eukaryota; Metazoa; Chordata; Actinopteri; Siluriformes; Pangasiidae. The record is from RefSeq and is a predicted model, not a curated record. The transcript has 7 exons.
UAUUUUUGUCCUGCUGGCCCUUGAAGUGGCUUGGAGGAAUUACAGUGUUAACUGCUUUUCCAGUGACCUCGUUUAAAAAAAAAAAAAGAAAAAACCUUCCUCCUCGCAUUCCUGUGGCUUAAAUUUAAUUCAGUGAAACGCCUUUUGCACACACACUACAGUCACAUGUGACCAUAUAAGCACAACGCAGAGAGUCACAUCUCAGGAACAGUCUCUGUGGAGAGGUUAUGUUCUAGCGUAUGCUCUUUUCUUAAACUUUUCCUAAACUUGUAGGCUUUUGGUCUCAAGGGAGCGCUGCUGCCAAGAAAAGUUCCUUCACUGGAAAUCAAUAUUGCGUCGGAUUGAGUUCCUGCUGCAAAGCCAGGUUUUUUUUUUUUUUUCUUUCCCCUCACCACAUUCAGAUGACGUGUCUCUUCCUCCAGCUUUAUUUCACGGAUCCUUCAUGAGUCACGUUCUCAAAAGAGAAGUUUCUUUCCUCUCUGAUUUCACUCGUGGCACGUUUAAAAAAAAAAAGGCGUCUUUCCUGUUCGCUUUGUCGAUCCGGUGAAGUUUUAUUUGUAAAAUGAUGUGUCAUAAAGCGUGCGAGGCGGCGGAAUAUAUUAAAAAAAUGCACCCGAUGUGGCAGGAGCCUCUGGAAGUGCCCGGAGGAGAGCGCCAGUCUCCCAUCGACAUCAGCAUGCGUAAAAGCAUCUUCGACCCGAACCUGAAACCGCUCGUUACGCAGUACGACCCCAGAACCUGCCAGCAGAUCUGGAACAACGGAUACUCCUUCCUCGUCGAGUAUGACGACACGACAGACAAGUCCACACUGCGUGGUGGUCCUCUGGAGGAUCAGUUCAGGUUGUGUCAGUUUCAUUUCCACUGGGGAGAGAAUAACUCCUGGGGCUCUGAACACACUGUGGACCGCCAACUCUACCCCGCUGAGCUCCACUUGGUCCACUGGAAUGCAGAUAAAUACGCUUUGUUUGAGGAGGCCGUCGUGGAGGAGAAUGGAUUGGCUGUUAUUGGCGUCUUCUUGAAGGUUGGGAAGACACACGAGGGUCUGCAGAAGCUGGUGGACGCUCUACCUGCCGUCAGACACAAGGACAGUGUAGUGGAGUUCACUAAAUUUGACCCAUCCUGCCUCCUGCCUGAGAGCAUUAAUGAGUAUUGGACAUACGCCGGAUCUCUGACCACGCCCCCUCUGACCGAGGCCGUCACCUGGAUCAUCAUGAAGCAGCCCAUUGAAGUGAGCCACGAUCAGUUGGCUGUGUUUAGGAGUCUGCUGUUCACCUCGGCAGAGGAAGAGGCGCAGAAGAGCAUGGUGAACAACUUCCGGGUCCAGCAGCCUCUAAAGGGCCGAACGGUUCGCUCGUCCUUCACCCCGUUCCUCCAGAACGUUCCUCCAGCUGACCCCUAAACCCUCAUCCUGACCUUGUGAAGUACUGAUGGUGUCAUCUCAGUCUUAUAAACGGUGAUACGUGUCACAACAUCUCAACAUUUCAGCCCAGUUUACGACCAGGAACCCGAGUCAGGUCCAAAAGUCUGAGUCCUCUAACAAAUACUGCAUUUCAUCACAAAGAAAUACAGGUUCAUUGAAUAACUGAACUUCACUCAGAAUAAAUCAGGCGCACAGGAUGUUCAGAUACAUUUAAUUUCAUUUAAAUGGUUAGUAAAAGACAGGAUGUUGUACUCGACUCUCCUCAAACACUUCGUGCCACUUCAUACAGUUCCUGCAGCUUCUGUUCAAAGGGAUUUAACUUUUAGUUUUCUUUUUACUUUUGGAGGGGAUUUUUUUUUUCCUGAACGUAUAUGCAUGUAGUAGCUGAUGUAUGAUUGCGGUGUAGGAAAUGUACAACUUGGCUAUACACUGCCAGUCAAACAGUUUUGAGCCCUGAAGUUUCUAAUCUUUUCUUAAUCACUAUUACAUGAUACAGAAUAGUAGUUAAUUAAGCAAAGGUAAAGAACUUGUUACACUCUCGCUCCCAGAUCUUAUUGUGACUCUAAAUGAGGAUUUUAUUUUAAUGGCAGGCGCACUUGGGGGAUUAAGCUGUUAAACUGUAGGUAAAAGACUUAUAUACGGUACAGUGCUAGUGUUAACUACAGAGGUGCCAUCAUUUACGGUUCAGCGCUAGCAUUUUUGGCCCCUCGCUGUUGCGCUAAGAUUUUCUUUCUUGAAAGAAAAACUGAUCGCAAAUAAAAUUCACCCAGCAGAAAAAAAAAACAAGUCACUGUAUUUUGAUCUGCGGAUUCACAAACCAGUAGAAAACAAGAAGGCGGGGCACUUGUGUGUUUGGUCGGUAAGAAAAAUAGAGAAGCUUCUUAAUUAUUAAUUUGCUCUUCUAUUUUUUUUAUUUAUUAAUUAGCCAUCUCAGCCACUCAUAUGUGCUUAGGGGGGUAGAUUUUUAAUUUUAGAGUAAUUGCAAUGAGGUCAUUUGAGACUGUUCGACUGGCAGUGUAUGUUCCAGGUUUGUUCAGGAUUUUUUGGUGGUUUUAUUUCGGCAAACCGCAGAAGGCGUGCCUUACUGUAGCUCUACAGAAAUAUUACAGAUUUUCAGUUGGGUCACUUACAGAGACUGGAAAAAUGUUAUGCAUGUGUGAAUUUAACUUAAAACUAGAAAUCUAGAAACUAAAUAAUGACUCUUUAAUCCUUUCAAUUAAUUCAGAAUGUUUCAUAAGACACCAGGUAAUUUCCUUGAUUUUCUGCAUUCUUCUGCAGUGACAUGGCGUUCCCGAUGUUACUGCCAACACUGCAAGAGGAAAAACUCAUUUUUCUGAGACCAGUUUAUCUCCUAAUGCCUCUUCAGUGUUGAUGAAGGUUUAUUUCCAGUCUCUGUAGCCGUCCCUGCUUAAAGUUCCUCUUCGUACAGAAGAGAAAUGAUACGCUGACCUUCUCAUGUGUUCUUCAUUUCUCAUACAGUUUUAAUAACUGACCCUGCACUUGAUGUUUACUGCCCGGGAAAACUCAGUUUAAACCUUAAACUGCACACUUCCUUUAAUGAUUUACUGUUAACAAGCGAGAUUAUUUCAUCUCUGACCAAUUAGCUCAUUUAGAUGAUAUCUGUUAUAAAGAUGAUCACUUUAUACAUGUGUGUGAGGAAAUAGCUGAGUUUAUAAUAUAGUGGAUUCACAUGCAGGAUGUAAACGAACUACCGUAAACACUAAAAUACCGUAUACAAGA